ACCACCCACUAAGCAUCCAGCAGCUGCAGCCCAUCUCCCCCAGGCCAAGCCCGAGGGAUUUUGGUGGGAAAGGGAAAGGCAGGGGCUGGGGUGGGGGAACGAGAAGAGAGCCAGACAUGCUGGUGGCCAAGUCUCCUGCUUUCGUGUGCUUCCUGGUCCUGUCCUUGGAGUGCUGUACGGGGGAGCCGGUAGAGCGAGGGGCGGAUAAAGCACCCACGGAGGGAGUCCCCCUGGUGACAGAGGCAGAGGAUCUGGGAUGCCCGGUGUGCAUGUGGCGGAAACACAGCAAGGAGAUGAGGCUGGAGAGCAUCAAAUCGCAGAUCCUCAGCAAGCUCCGGCUCAAGGAGGCUCCGAACAUCACCCGGGAGGUGGUGAACCAGUUGCUGCCCAAGGCCCCCCCACUGCAGCAGAUCCUGGACUUGCACGACUUCCAGGGCGACUCUUUCCAGCACGACGACUAUCUGGAGGAAGACGAGUACCAUGCCACCACCGAGACUGUCAUCAGCAUGGCACAAGAAACGGACCCUGCGGUACAGAUUGAAGGCAAUCCACACUGUUGUUUCUUCAACUUCAGCCCCAAGAUUAUGUUCACCAAGGUAGUGAAGGCACAGCUCUGGGUGUACCUGCGACCUGUUCAGCAUACCUCCACAGUCUACCUACAAAUCCUGCGCCUCAAGCCAGUGACAGAAGAUGGUAGCCGCCACAUCCGAAUCCGCUCACUCAAGAUCGACCUGAACUCGCGUAUUGGCCACUGGCAGAGCAUUGACUUCAAGCAUGUGCUGCAGAACUGGUUCAAGCAGCCACAGAACAACUGGGGUAUUGAGAUCAACGCUUUUGAUCCCAAUGGCAAUGACCUGGCCGUCACCUCGCUUGGGCCCGGCGCUGAAGGCUUGCACCCCUUUAUGGAGCUGCGCGUGCUGGAGAACAACAAACGGUCCCGGCGGAAUUUGGGGCUAGAUUGUGAUGAGCACUCAACUGAGUCCCGGUGCUGUCGCUACCCACUGACCGUUGAUUUUGAGGCUUUCGGCUGGGACUGGAUUAUCGCCCCCAAGCGGUACAAAGCCAACUACUGUUCAGGCCAGUGCGAGUAUAUGUUCAUGCAGAAAUAUCCUCACACCCAUCUGGUGCAGCAGGCCAAUCCCCGGGGCUCAGCGGGGCCUUGCUGUACACCCACCAAGAUGUCUCCCAUCAACAUGCUGUACUUCAAUGACAAACAGCAGAUAAUCUAUGGCAAAAUCCCGGGCAUGGUUGUUGACAGGUGUGGCUGCUCUUAAACCCCCUGCCUGUCCUGUCACACCCUUCUCUCAAUUCCCCUGGAUUCCUGCUUCGGCAAUGCACCCUGACGCUGAUGAAUCCAUUCCUUAGCAUUUUAAAACAUUUUUGAAGAGAAAAUAAUUGUGAGAAAAGAACAAGAUGAAUAGAAUUGUAUUGAAAAUCUCUGAAGUGACAUCAUGCGCUGUGCAAUAAUCAAAACAGACGUCACGUUAUUGGAGAGUGGAUGAGUUGGCUUGGAUCAAUACUUUCCUCCCUGAGGCAGAUCUGAAUCAAGCAUUCUUCUUUUCCCCUCCAAAACCCUUUGACCCAUCACUGCUCAAGCUUUACUUUUACUGGCAUCCUCUCUUUCUUCCUACCCCUUUUCUCUCUUGAUCUGGGAGCAAAAAUGGCUAUAAAGUUCAUCAGAAAGAGAGAGGCUCUUCAACCCGUUUACAAACAGCGAAAGCUUCCUAGAUUGUGAUUGUUAAGUUAAAUAAAAUGUUGUAUGGAGCUAUAGACAUAAAGAGGAAAAAAGAGGUAAAUAUUUUGUAUUAAGAUGAAGAAAGAAGGAGAAGGGGACCAGCCAGCUUGGGGCAUAUUUGGCAUUUUGUUUUGAAGUUGUUUGGGGAGUGGGGAGGGAGAGUAUGGUGUGGGAAUCUAAGGGUUGCUGAACCUGCCUGCCUUUUGAGAGACAGAAUCCCUAAAGAGAUAGGAGACUCCAAAGAAAUGGAAACUGGGACCCCCAAAACAUUUUUGUGUAUUGCAGGGUUACAAUUUUUUUUGAAAAACUUGCAAGUGGAGUGGAGGCGUAUCUGUAGAUUUAGAGGGUUGAUGGAGGAGCUGCGUAAUUGGAGGGUAAACUCUUAGCUGCCUUGGACACGACUCAAACUCUUUAUUUUCAGUGUUCGUUUCAUGGACUGACAAUACCUGAUCCCAAAUCAACAUUCUUCAGUUCCUUUAGAAAAGUAUUAAUCAAGCUCCAUGAAUUCAAAUUUAUCCUUAGCUUAACAUGUAGUCUACCCUGAACCUGUCUUUGAAGUAGUGAAGAAACAACCAUGGAGAAGAGUUUUCUCCAUGUGAGGAUAAAAUGUUUCUAUUCCCCUACUUUCCUCUAGACUCACUCCUCUGCCAUGAUAUGAGCCAUACCAAGAAGGGUUCCUCACUUGCAGAACAGGAGAAGAGACUGAUUGAUUGAUUGAUUGAUUGAUUGUUGGCAAUAGAGCUUCACUACUUCAAAUACCACUUUUGCCUAAUUUAUGAAAGCUAAAAAUUCAUGCAUGUUUAUAUCAUAGAACUAAUGUUUUUCUUUUGAAAACUGCAGAACUGAAUUGCAGAAUUGAUCUGUUUCUUUUGGGUACUUGCGGUACUUUUUAAAGAAAAAAUGAUUAGUGCCUUGUGGUGUUAGACAGGCAGUUCUUUAGUGACAGAGCAAUCUCUGAAUGGUAUUAGUUGUCCAUAUGGCUCCUCCCUUCUCCCCCGCCCCGUCUCCACCAUUGUAUCAAUACUUUUCAUUUUUAAUGCACUUACGUGGAUUCUUACUCCAUUUCCAGUAUUCCAAGAAACUGCAUGGAACUGUAAAGGGAUUGGUCAGAUUGACCAGAGAAGCCACAGCCUCUUCAUCACUGAUCCACAUUGAUCCUAGAUCUUGCUCUGUCACUACCUGCUUCCUGUUGGGAAGUAAUUACAAUGGAUGUGACAUACUUAGCUCAUGAUUCUGGGAAGCAAAGGGGAAGCGGUAAGUUUAGGUAGAAGGAGCUCUUAUGAUGAAUAGGAAGUUCCCGAGUGAUAGUGGAUACCUAUGAAUUGUGGAGUCAAGGCAAUGAUUCCAGUAUGGAUUUUAAUGCAAAUUGAUAAUAUUGCAAACUGGAUCCAAAAGAGCAAUCCACUAGUCACUGUUUUAAAUCUAGUAUGUGAACUGGCAAGCUUUGCUGUCUGAUAGCUACCACUGUCCAGCCAUUUCUUGCUGAAUUUGCAUUUGUGAAGGGGACAAAAAUUUGAGUCCAGUUUGUAAUGGGGGAAAAAACCAUUUGCUUUGGGAGUGCCAGUAGCCAAACUAUAGACUGAAAGAGCCACAGAAGUGUUGUUCUCAAAGGCUGAAGCACUUUGGCAGAUGAAAUGACAUAUAAAGCAGAUUUCAUCUCUUGCUGAAGGAUCUGAAUCCUCCCUACUCAAAUGAGGAAAAGUUAGGUAGAGGGAAGGCUGAAGCUCUCAUGGUAUGCAGGUAGCCCAAGAUGGAUUGUGGCAUUGGAAACGUACCUAGGUGCUUCUAUUUGUGAGGUCAAAGUAUGGAAUCAAUGCAACAGGUUGCUAUUGCAGACUAUUCAUAAUGUGAAUCUGAGAUGUAGAACUUGUAGUUGCUUAUUGAAAAAAGAAAGACGAGACACCCAGCUGAGAAUUAUAUCAGCAGUAGGCAAUAGCUUAUUGCAUCAAACUGGGACAAACACUCAGGCUCAGGCAGACUACUCAUACCAUUGUGGCGUCUUCACUUCCCUUUUGCUAUUUUCAUGAUGGUAUGAAAUCAAGAUCUCUGUUUCUCCAGAGUUCAGCAGUUCCUGCUGCUUUGAGGCUUGUUUUUUUCCACUUCUCUGCUUGGGCUGUCUAGCAAGCUGCUGUGGGGCAUGAUGCAACCCUUCAGAAGUGCCUGUCAUGGGUCUGGAACCCAGGCGUGGAGGUGAUGGACUGGAGGGGAGUCUGUAGCAGACUUGGAGCCAAGUGUUUGUUCAGGAUUGUCAGCACAGAUGGUUUUGAGCCAACUGCCAGCUUGUCUACCAGGUUUACAGCUGUUCUAAUACAUUAAAACAGCUAAAAAUAUACCAUUCAACUUUUCCUGCAGUGACUUUUUCACAGAAGUACUGGUUACAGAUAAUAUGGAUGACAGUAAACAGGGAAGAAGAGGUCAAAUUUGACCACCUCUCUAUCAGGAACUCAUUUACCCUACAGAAGACUGCCUUCCCAUUCUAGCACUUAUUGGAUAAGAGUUAAUCUGUAAAUCUCAGCACCAAACCAUAUCCCUGUAUAAAGCAACUUGCUUGCUAAAUUGCUUUUUUUGGGGGGGGCGGUAGGUUCAUUAGUACUUGGAAUCUUUGCCUGAGUACCAGGCAAGUGGGCAAUAUGUCUUGAAAUGAUGUCAUAGAUGAAGGCUUGGAUGAAGAUACAUAGGAUGAGAUGCUGUGGAAAAUUUAAAUUCCCCACCCCACCGCUAGCCUGUUACUAGGCAGUUCAAAGCUGCUCUAGCUGAGCAGAACCUUAGCACUUCUCAUGGGUUUAAACCCUGAAUCCCAAAGAAGGGAAGAGUCCUUUGCCCAAGGUUGCACAGAUAUCAGCUCUCCUGGCCCUUUUUGAGCUACACUGCCUCUCUCUCUCUAGCACUUAUAGACUGAAGCGCUUCACCCUUUUUCAAAGCACUCAUCAAACAUGCCUUCUCAGCUUGUUAAACACAUGCUAAAUUGCAUUAAAAUCAACCACUCAGUUCAAAUUAAUUAGAGAGCUUCGGUAUAUACAAGAUAACGGUUCUGCAAACUGAAACCUAUGACUGGAUUUAAGACAGGAAUUCUGAGCGCUAGGUGCUUGAAUUCACCUUGAUUCUGCAAACACCAUGGCUUUAAAGUCCCCCCCCUUCUUUAUUUCCUGUUCCCCAUUCCCUUUUUCUGCAGUUUGCACCCCUGGUAGGGUGUUAGGUCCUUAAAAAAAUCAAAGACAAUGGAGACCAUAAUAUAAACUUAUAGUUUCUUUUGCAGGAUACCACCAAGGUCUACAAAAGCAGAAUGUCUGAAAUGUAAAGGACAUAUACAUGCUAGCUUUAUCUUAAUAUCUCUAGCAAUAAGAAAGCUGCAGGGGAGAGGGUACUGCAUAUGUCCUACAAUGUGAGAUCUAUGGAACUAAAAUAAAUGUUAGCAAUCUGACAUUAUUAGUAUUUUUACUACUGGAAAUCUGAGGAGUUGCUAAGCAGUUAUGUAGAAUGCUACAAUCUCUCCAAUACAUAUUUUUACAAAACCACCUCUCAUUUUUGCAGUUGAUAAGAACAGUUGUCUCUGUGAGUCUCCAGAGAACCUGGAACUGCAACUUGAAGAGGUGUGAUCUGCUGUGUCAACUCAAUAGAACGUGAUGGAAGUUUAGAUGUCACAGUUCAUUCCUUCUUAUUGUUCUCUUCCUCUGAACAUUUCAAUGUGGGCCCCUAUGCCAUAUGUAUUGAAGAAGAUCCUUGUUCAAAAAUACUGCAGUCUGGUACUGUUCUCUAUGCUUUUUAAAGACAUUCGACUCCUAGGAUCUCUUCUUGAAACAGGGAAAAGAAUUGGGCCAGAUGGUUUAAAGGGAAGAUGUGAGACAGGAUCCCUUGGACUGAUACAACUGAUUUAUCAUGCGAUCUUCAAGGGAAAUUACUUUCCAUACCUACUGUGAGCCAAAGACCUAGCUAGACACUGCUCUUUCCCCCUUUCCAGUUCAGUCCUUGAUCUCAAGAACACUUAUAUUUUUCCUCCUGUAAUAGUGACUGAAUACAGCUGUUCACCUUACAGGAAAAAAGUUUUCCUGCCCCCAUCAGCCAGCAUUUAGAUAUGUAAACACAGCUGGGUUCUUCACUCCACUGGCAGCAAGGGCAAUUUGACAUUCAGAAUUUUGUAGAUGGGUUUACUUUAUUAUUUCCCCCAACAAGAAUGGAUCCGAAGGAGGACCAUACUUUUCCCUAUUCAAUCUACUACAUUUUAUCUACAAAUGCAAGAGCUAUGAAUGCCCAAAUCUUUAUUCACAAAAGCAACAUGCUGUGGUACUUUUCUACAGCAGUGCAAACACAUACCAUGCACAAGGUAUUGUGUUUCUGGGGAUCUAGAGCUGCACUACCAAUAUUCUACACACGUCAUAUAAGCACAGACUCUGGCUUUGAUACAGAAUUAGGUUUCCUGAGAAGUUCAGCUUUCAUUAAAGCAACUUUUAUGUUUGCUGACUUAAAAGCCUUAGAAAUCAAAAGGAGUCCUGAGUAGGUCUUCCUGUAGUUAGAAGGCAAGUAUCUGUCACAUUUUAUGCCUCCUAGGCCUUUGUCUCUCUGCUUCUGGAAGUGGAAAAGGAGGAGAACAUGAGUCAAGAUGAUAAUGCACUCUCCCUUUGCUUUAUGUCAUGUUUCUGCUUUAUUGUGAUCCAUUACUGUUUCAGAAGGGCUUGUGUUAGAAGCUGAAAAUUUCUUAUACAAAUCAAUGAGCAGAUUGGAGUUUUGAUUCUGGGACUGUGACCAGAAUACUCGGACUGGAAUAGAAAUGGGAUAAUAAUCAAGUGAUGUAGAUAACUGUGUACCUGGUAAAGGAAAAUCUCAGUUCAAUUACUGUGACAUCUACUUGAGAGCAGUCCUUACCACUGGGGCAUCUUUCCCCAGUUAGCUAUCUAACCUAGCCAGCACUAUUUAGAUGUGAAAAUCUAAAUCAGAAUCUCAUUCAGCAUGACAAAAGGAUCACCUCAUAUUCUGCAAAAGUACUCCCUCCUAGGAUCCUCCAAACCUAAUUCUAAAUCUGUCAUGAUCAGCCAGAGUUGGCUUAUUUGUAGUUUUUAUCCUCAGAUGCUUAACUCUUAUCCUGUUUUAAGAUGGAGAUGUUCUUACAUGACCUGCUAUGGCACAAGGCCACAUACUUUGCAAUACAUAACCCUUCCCUGCUGGAAACACAGAGGGGAGAAGUACAUGACAAAGCUAUUUUUCAUUAAGCAUAAUUUCCUGUUGGUGGCCUUGCUCAGCAGUAGGGGGUAGGGGGAUAUAUCCACGUCAUUGUAGAAAACUGACAUGGACAUGAUCAAACUGGAUUUCUGGGAGUUGGGCUGCUUCCAAUGGGACAUCUCCAAAUGGCUAUUUUUGAAUGCAGUCUAGCUCUCCAAGAAACAGUUCAGUGCUGCAUCUUGCUGGUAUAGGCAGUAAGGAAAAGAGCGUAACUGUUUUCCAAGCACAUUGUAAUAGCAGACAUACAGAUUUAUUAUCUGAAACUUUCCUUGUGCUUGAACUAACACAAGGAAGAUUUUGUGGACUCUCAUCUAGGGAUGCUGUGACAAGAAACCCCUCAAGUUAUAUCAAAACAGUUCAGUAUGUUUGGCUAAAAUAUACCUUAUUGAUACAGAAAAUCUAGCAAUCUAACACAUUUAGAGUGAAUCCAUUGUCCUUCAAUAUGCAAAUAUAAAAGUUCCAGCAAAACAAAUAAAAUUUGCCCUUUUAUUCACCCAUUAGCCCAAUUUCCUACAGUCUGUUUCCUAAUUGUGCCCUAGUGGUCCAAGUAUUUAAACAUUCUUUUGAGAAAUAUGCAGUCCUAUGUAUGCUUACUCAGAAGUAAGACUUACUGUAUUCCCCUACUCCCAAGUAAAUCCGCUGAUUGCAGCCUUGGAAAGCAAUAAUGCAAUUCAUUCUAAUGUACAAUAAUAAUUCUGUAUAUGAAGGUCCAUAUUACUUUCGAUAUUAUGCAUGGAUGUGGCUCAUUCAUUGGGUACACGAAACAGCUGGGCAGGUCUCUCUGAAAUAUGGAUGCUUUCUUUCUGGGAUUUGGGUGGUUUGAGUCCCCCCUACUGCCCAGUGGUGCUAAACUGGAAAGACAAGAUCCAAAUCACCUGCUACUAUUGGCGCCCUCCAGUGGGAUAGUGUUUUGCUUUGGGUAAUCUGACUCACAAAAGGCAGACAGGCAUGGUUAUUUUUGGAUGUACGCUUGUAAAUAUAAGUCCUUCAAGUAUAUUAUUAUUUACUUUUGUUUAUGUUACUGUGCAUAAAUGUCAUAGAGGGAUGUGUGUGCCUGUGUGUGUGUGUGCGCGCGCUUGUGUGUGAAAAUGAAGAAAUGAAUUUAUAAGGAUGACGACACGGGCGAAGAAGUUUGUUUUUUAUUUUAAUCGCAUGACCAAAAGGCCAUUCACUGGUUAAGAUUGUUUUGUUUGUUUGUUUGUUUUGAUCACAUUACCAAACACAGCACUUGAACAUCAAAAUAAAAAUUAAAAAUAUAAAAAAAUUUAAAAAUAUAAAUAAAUAAAUGAGUUCAGAGCUUUUCACUCAAAUCCUGCACCUGGGACAUGCAUGCCUGUCAACUCAACCUUUCCAGAAGAAAAUCCAUUGGCUGUCUUUAAGACAAGAGGCUGCCAGUGAGGGGAAACUGUGAUUCAAAGGGGAAAGCUAAUGCCAAUACUGCAUUGUGCCAUAUACAAUAUGUAAUUUUAUUUCCCAAAAGGUGCAAGUUGGUUUUAGGUCCAUGGCUGGUGUGAAUCAACAGGACCUUCUGUUGUACUUGGCCAGUGUGUCCAUUCACACCUCUCCAUCAUCAACCUGAGCUGCUGCCUUUCUCUACAAAACAGAUGUCAGUUCACUUUGGAAGUAGAGGCAGUCCCAUCAGGAUAUCUGAGGAGGUCUCAGAGACUUUGCAGGAGCGAAGCAAAGCACCUGGACUUUAAAAUGCUGAAUGUCCACUGUAAAAAAUUCUGUACUGAGAGACUGCUUUGGGCUAAGGUACCAUUUGCACUAUGGAAGGUUAAAGAAAAUUUAAAGAGACUAGGAUGGAGUUUCCCUUUUGUGACACACCCUAGAGCUCAAGAAGAGAUACUUUUAUGUCUGUGCUUUCUCUUUUUGUAAUUGAUGUGUGUGAGGAUUAGUGCGUAUGAAUCUUGGUGUAGUUUCCGUCCUGCUGAAGGCAAUUCACUGUGUAUUUCUGCAAACCCAUCAAACACACUGUUGUAUCUGACUUCCAAACCACAAAGUGUCUUGCUACUGCCGUAUCACUGAAUACAACUGUCAUAGGACAAAGUAAUUAAUAGUCAGAUUUAUCUGAGAAAUACCAGCAGGGCAUUUCUGCGCAUCUUUGUGCUGUUAUGUCUAUUUGACUAUCCUUAGUAGUUACCUUCUCCUGAUAGAAGCUAUGUCUUAAAAUAACUAGUUUGGAGAAAAGAUGAAGCUGGGCUUUUAGCACAAUUUCAGAUUGCUUCUCAUUUAUUAGGAAAGCAGUAAUCUUUCUAGGAAAGACACAUACAUUUUUGCAGCACGUCAAGAAUGUGUCAACAGCUGGAAGCGGAUGGUGUCGUAAUUAGGACUAAGGGCCUGGGAGGACUCAAGAUUCCUGAACUUUUCUGUAAGCUUCAACACAAACUGGUGGAAUUUUGAAGCAAAUUAGCUUUAUAUCUUUGUCAUCUGUGGAAAAGGAGAUGUGACUUCUUUCACAGCAGUGUUGCAAAGCUUAAUUGGUUUAUGAAAAGCUUCACAGAGUCUACAGAUGAGUGGGGGGGGGAGUAAGGGCAUGGGAGUGAUUAAAUGAUUCAGCAUAAACUUCUUCAAAAACCCUCAGUGCUUAGUUAGUGUCUCUACUGGCAAUCAGUUGAAAUGAUUCACCAUUCCAUGCCAUGCCAUACUUUUUGACACUGUUGAAGUCAGUGUACGAACUGGUCUCAUAGCCAGUGAUCAGAUCAACACGGCUCUGGUAUGUUUUAUGUAACAGCUUUAGAGUUGGAGAAGAACAAUGUAGCAAAUGUUUUGCCAGGAAAACAGUCUUCCUUCCCCAUCUGGAAAAGUUGCUAGCUAUUCACUUUGCUAAAAAGUGCACAUAUUUUAGGAAGGUGUCCACCAUCACCUGCCCCUCAGGAUUUACUGACUCAAAACAGAACUAAAUUGAAGUGGCACUCAUUUAUGAGGUGGGGUCAGAACAACCGGGGACUUUAAACAGCUGUUCUUUUGCAUACAUUUUAGAAAACUAAAAGGAAAGCAAACAAAAAUAAGGAUUGCCUUGGCUAUUUCUCUUCUGUGUUGUAUAAACUAAAUUUGUUCUGUAACUGGCUUUAAUCUGUCACGUAUAUCAUAACCAUUGCUUCUGUUCCAAUUUCUCUUUGUCCUUUUUUAGAUUUUUUUUGUACAAUAAAUAUAUAUAUAGCAGAAAA
This is a messenger RNA of Hemicordylus capensis (graceful crag lizard), 10119 nucleotides long. RefSeq names its product growth differentiation factor 11 (gene GDF11). Gene Ontology annotation, cellular component: extracellular region. Lineage: Eukaryota; Metazoa; Chordata; Lepidosauria; Squamata; Cordylidae. The transcript has 3 exons. Bases 117 to 1274 code for a protein of 385 amino acids. Gene Ontology annotation, biological process: SMAD protein signal transduction. The record is from RefSeq and is a predicted model, not a curated record. Gene Ontology annotation, molecular function: growth factor activity; cytokine activity.